GCAGAACUCCACCUCUCCUCGACUCACCUCAUUCUGUCUCCACUCUGCUAGCUGCUUCCAUUAACUCAACAGCAGAUUAGCAGGAAAAAAUGGAAGAAGUGAGUAAUAAGCAGGUUGUAUUGAAGGAUUACGUUAAUGGCUUCCCUAAGGAAUCAGACAUGCUUAUCAAUACUUCCGCCACCAUAUCCCUCAACCUUCCACAAGGUUCUAAUGCCCUCCUCGUUAAGAACCUGUAUCUUUCCUGUGAUCCUUACAUGCGUAAUCGGAUGACCAAAACUGAAGACAGUUACGUUCCAUCCUUCACUCCUGGUUCGCCAAUGGAAGGAUUUGGAGUGGCUAAAGUAUUGGAUUCUGGGCAUGCAAACUUCAAGAAAGGUGACCUGUUUUGGGGUAUUACUGGAUGGGAGGAAUACAGCAUUAUCACUGCUCCUGAGAGUGUAUUCAAGAUUGAACAUACUGAUGUUCCUCUGUCCUAUUAUACAGGAAUUCUUGGCAUGCCUGGUAUGACCGCUUAUUUUGGUUUCUAUGAGAUUUGUGCUCCAAAGAAAGGAGAGUGUGUGUUUGUUUCAGCGGCUUCUGGUGCAGUUGGUCAGCUUGUUGGGCAGUUUGCAAAGUUGUUGGGGUGCUAUGUUGUUGGGAGUGCUGGAACAAAAGAAAAGGUUGAGCUGCUGAAGAAUAAAUUUGGGUUUGAUGAAGCGUUUAACUACAAGGAAGAGCAAGAUCUAGAUGCAACUCUGAAGAGGUACUUCCCCGACGGCAUUGAUAUUUACUUUGAGAACGUUGGGGGGAAGAUGUUGGAGGCAGUGCUGCUGAAUAUGAGAUUACAUGGAAGGAUUUCGGUUUGUGGGAUGAUCUCACAGUACAACCUGGAGCAGGGGGACGGUGUGCGGAACCUGUUUUGCCUGGUAUCAAAACGUCUAUCGAUGAAAGGAUUCAUCGUAGCUGAUCACUAUCAUCUGUAUCCAAAGUAUAUGGAAAUGGUUAUACCCCUCAUAAAACAAGGGAAGAUAUGUUACAUCGAAGAUAUCGUGGAGGGACUUGAGAGCACACCUGUGACUUUGGUCGGGCUAUUUUCUGGCCGAAACGUUGGGAAGCAAGUGGUGGUCGUGGCUCGUGAAUGAGCAAGGAAAAUGUUAACCACAAGGACCAAAAUAUCAAUUUGCUCUCAAGAAAUUAAGUAAUUUAAUUAUAUCAUUUGAUAAUCAAUUUUAUUACAAUUGGUUAGGGUUGUUUCAGUGUUUUGGAGCUCCUGUUACACUUAUAUCGAGACUAUAGUAAUGAAUAAGACAACAUGUAAAA
This is a messenger RNA of Cynara cardunculus var. scolymus (artichoke), 1299 nucleotides long. Its product is annotated as 2-alkenal reductase (NADP(+)-dependent)-like. Lineage: Eukaryota; Viridiplantae; Streptophyta; Magnoliopsida; Asterales; Asteraceae. The transcript has 5 exons. Gene Ontology annotation, molecular function: 2-alkenal reductase [NAD(P)H] activity. Bases 90 to 1121 code for a protein of 343 amino acids. The record is from RefSeq and is a predicted model, not a curated record.